AUGCAUAUUCCACCCAAGGAUGUGGUCGAUGGGGAUUGUGUAAGGAUUUUGACGUUCAAUGUGAACGGAGUAAGAACGUUGUUUCACUACAAACCCUUCCAUGAUUGGACCCCAUCUCUCACCAAAACAUUUAAUUACUUCAAUGCUGAUAUCAUCACUUUUCAAGAGCUGAAAGUAUCUAGGGAGAACAUAGAUGCGAAACUCGGGUGUAUCGACGGGUUCCAUUCGUUCAUCUCCAUCCCUAGCACGAAGAAAAGUUAUUCCGGGGUUGGCGUAUGGGUCAGAAAGUACCCAUCCGGCCACCCAUUGAGCCCAUUUCUCACGGUGCUCAAAGCUGAAGAGGGUAUUAGUGGUUAUCUACCUAUUAAACUGACCAAAAACUGCACCGUACGUUACAGGGAUGAUCCCAGUAUUGGUAUAGGUGGUUACGUUGACACUCUGGAAGAAGCAGAUGCAUUGAAAUUAGAUUCAGAGGGUCGAUGCGUUAUGAUUGAAUUGGCUUGUAACACCGUAGUAAUAUCAGUGUACUGCCCUGCAAAUUCGACAGGAACGGACGAGGGCGAAUUGUUUAGAUGCCACUUCCUAAGGAUGCUAUUUCAAAGGGUUAAGAACUUGGAAACUAUGGGGAAAAGAGUCGUCCUAAUGGGCGAUUUGAAUGUUUGUAGAGACCUUAUAGACUCAGCUGACGCAAUACAAGAACUCGGUCUGGGUAGUUACAAAGGUGGAUGUGAACUUGAAGAUAAGUGCGCGGUACAGGCACAAAACUUCAUAAUGGACCAUUCAAAACCGCAUCGAAGGUUUCUUAAUCAGCUACUUUGCGACUCGAUAAUCCCAGAAUUAGCACAAGGGGGACUGUUGUUGGAUUCCACAAGAUUUAUCCAAAAGAGAGAUCGAUUGAAGAUGUACACUGUUUGGAACACCCAAAAGAACACACGCCCCAUGAAUUUUGGUUCGCGAAUAGACUUUAUCCUAGUGAGCAACAAGCUUCAACAGUCGAUACGGGAUUCCAACAUUUUACCGGAUGUCCAAGGAUCAGAUCAUUGUCCAGUGUACACAGAUUUACGUUUGGAUAGUGCGCUUACGGGAGUUACUAUGUCACCGAAAAUCCCGAGGUUUGAAGCCAAGUACAAAUAUAAUCUGUUGAACCAUAACGUCAUGAGCAUGUUUACCAAAGGUAAAAGUAAAACAUUGACACCAAUAUCUCCUACUUCACAAGCAGAAUCACGAGCUACAGCAACUGCAAUUGAUGUUAAGAAGCGACCCGCAUCAAGAACAAGUUCCAUUGACAGUUUCUUCAAAAGUUCCAAGCAACCAAAACUUGUAACUCCUUCAAAUGAACCAAUAUUUAUGACACCUUCCCAAGAAUGCACUAUCACAGUACCAAAGACGCUAAAAAAGGCAACUGUUCCCUUUUUCAAGAACGCCUUUGGUGACCCACCUUUGUGUGACCACGGGGAAGAAGCGACUCUAAAAACAUCAAAAACCUCCAGCAAUCCUGGGAAGAAGUUCUGGAUCUGUCGAAGAAGCAGAGGCGAUGACAGGAACAAAGAGGCUUCUUGUAAAUUCUUUCAAUGGGCAUAG
Messenger RNA from Huiozyma naganishii CBS 8797, 1581 nucleotides. It is a transcript of the gene APN2, whose product is annotated as DNA-(apurinic or apyrimidinic site) lyase APN2. The record is from RefSeq and is a predicted model, not a curated record. Gene Ontology annotation, cellular component: nucleus. Lineage: Eukaryota; Fungi; Ascomycota; Saccharomycetes; Saccharomycetales; Saccharomycetaceae. The transcript has a single exon. Gene Ontology annotation, molecular function: DNA-(apurinic or apyrimidinic site) endonuclease activity; zinc ion binding; double-stranded DNA 3'-5' DNA exonuclease activity. Bases 1 to 1581 code for a protein of 526 amino acids. Gene Ontology annotation, biological process: base-excision repair.